Crotalus tigris (Tiger rattlesnake) is the source of this 6609-nucleotide messenger RNA. It is a transcript of the gene SBNO1, whose product is annotated as strawberry notch homolog 1. The record is from RefSeq and is a predicted model, not a curated record. NCBI's taxonomy places the organism in Eukaryota, Metazoa, Chordata, Lepidosauria, Squamata, Viperidae. Gene Ontology annotation, biological process: regulation of DNA-templated transcription. Gene Ontology annotation, molecular function: histone binding; chromatin DNA binding. Bases 149 to 4618 code for a protein of 1489 amino acids. The transcript has 31 exons. Gene Ontology annotation, cellular component: nucleus.
UUCCCUCCCCCUUCUUUAUUUCCAGGAUCCAACCAGCCUUGACGCGCUACCACGUGAUCCGGCCGGCGAGACCACCUGACCGCGCCGCGGGGGUGUGAGCAGCAUUUCCAGCGUCGCGCGCGUGCGCCUUCAGGCCCACUUCCCCCCUAUGCCUUCUGCUUGGCGGGGAUUAAAAAAAAAAAAAAAAAAGCCCGCUACGGUCACGUGGGCCUGGUUCGCCCGGCAACAGGAGGGAAGCGCGAGCCUGCCUAGGGGCGGUCACGUGGGGCGGCGCCAACUUCGCUGCGGCUGCCGCUUGCAUCGAGUUCCUUCGCGCAGGCGCGCCUCCUCCCUUUCGUCUCUUCCCCCCCUCCGCCCGCGGGAGGUAGGGCGCGAGCGGAGGGCGCGCGGGCCAAGAUGGCGGCGGCGAGUUAGAAAGCGGCGGACGGCGCGACGGCUGCUGAGGCGACGGCCGCGGGGAGGAAGCAGCGGCGGCGGCUGCGGCGAGGGCGGAGGAAGAAGAAGAGGAGGAGGGGAACGGCGACGAGGAAGGUUCUCGACGGCGUCCUCCCGACACGGCCAGAAAAUGGUGGAACCAGGACAAGAUCUUUUGCUUACAGCUUUAAGUGAAAGUGGAAUUAGCCCAAAUGACUUGUUUGAUAUCGAUUCUCCAGAUAUGGGCCUCGCAACUCCACCUCCAGCUAUUCAGCAGCAACCACCCUCCACCACAACCUUUGUCCUGAAUCAAAUCAACCAGCUCCCAACCCUGGGGACGACCAUCGUCAUGACAAAGACAACCCCUGUGACCAGUACCAGGCAGACCAUCACCGUGGCAAAGAUUAUACAAACCAGCACCACCACCCGGCCCUCGGUGACAGUGCCGGUGGCACGGAACACCCUCACCACCCCCGUGCCCAAGGACCAGAUCCAGCUGAAAGAUCUCCUCAAAAACAACAGUCUUAAUGAACUGAUGAAACUGAAGCCCCCGUCCAACAUCGCUCCGCCUGUGGCAACUGCGGCAACCGAUCUGAGUAAUGGUACUGUUAAAAAGGAGACUUCAACUAAAGAAGUCACAAGAAUAUGGGUAAAUGAUCUGAAAAUGAGGAGCUUCUCUCCCACCAUGAAAGUGCCCGUCACGAAAGAGGAAGAAGAACCCGAGGAAGAGGAUGAAGAAGAAAUGGGCCACGCAGAGACAUACGCCGAAUAUAUGCCCAUAAAAUUAAAAAUCGGCUUGCGCCAUCCUGACCCGGUAGUAGAAACCAGCUCCCUUUCCAGCGUGACCCCUCCUGAAGUAUGGUACAAAUCUUCGAUUCCGGAGGAGAGCAUUGACAGCGGUUGGCUGUCAGCCUUGCAGCUUGAAGCAAUUACUUACGCAGCACAGCAACAUGAGACAUUCCUACCAAACGGAGACCGAGCUGGCUUUUUAAUAGGUGAUGGUGCCGGUGUAGGAAAAGGAAGAACCAUCGCUGGCAUCAUUUAUGAAAACUAUCUCUUGGGUAGAAAAAGGGCAGUAUGGUUUAGUGUUUCAAACGAUCUGAAAUAUGAUGCCGAAAGGGACUUGAGAGAUAUUGGUGCCAAAAACAUUUUGGUCCAUUCAUUAAACAAGUUCAAAUAUGGAAAAAUUUCCUCCAAGCAUAAUGGAAGUGUGAAAAAGGGGGUCAUCUUUGCCACUUAUUCUUCACUUAUUGGGGAAAGUCAGUCUGGAGGAAAAUAUAAAACCAGGCUGAAGCAGCUGCUUCAUUGGUGCGGAAACGACUUUGAUGGCGUGAUAGUGUUUGACGAAUGCCACAAGGCAAAAAACCUUUGCCCAGUUGGCUCUUCAAAACCAACUAAGACCGGCUUGGCUGUUCUGGAGCUGCAGAACAAGCUUCCAAAGGCCAGAGUUAUUUAUGCUAGUGCCACAGGUGCAUCAGAGCCCCGGAACAUGGCGUAUAUGAACCGCCUUGGGAUUUGGGGCGAAGGGACCCCGUUUAGGGAAUUCAGCGAUUUUAUCCAAGCAGUUGAAAGAAGAGGUGUGGGUGCCAUGGAAAUAGUUGCUAUGGAUAUGAAGCUAAGAGGAAUGUACAUAGCCCGGCAGCUGAGCUUCUCAGGGGUCACCUUCAAAAUAGAUGAAGUUCAUCUUUCUCAGCACUACAUCAAAAUGUAUAAUAAAUCUGUGAAAAUGUGGGUAAGUGCCAGGGAGAAAUUCCAACAGGCCGCUGACCUCAUUGACGCCGAACAGCGCAUGAAGAAGUCCAUGUGGGGCCAGUUCUGGUCUGCUCACCAGAGAUUUUUUAAAUACCUCUGCAUUGCAUCCAAAGUCAAAAGAGUGGUGCAGCUGGCCCGGGAAGAGAUCAAGAACGGCAAGUGCGUGGUCAUUGGGCUGCAGUCCACCGGAGAAGCCAGAACCUUAGAAGCUUUGGAAGAAGGUGGCGGGGAACUGAAUGACUUUGUCUCCACAGCGAAGGGGGUGUUUCAGUCCCUCAUUGAGAAACAUUUCCCAGCUCCUGACCGGAAGAAGCUUUUUAGCUUGCUGGGAAUUGACCUGUCUGUCCAGAGUAACAACAGCUCUCCUCGAGACAGUCCUUGCAAGGAGGAUAAAGUAAAAAAGCGCAAAGGGGAAGAAAUAACGAGAGAGAUCAAGAAAGCCCGUAAGACCGGGGGUCUCGCCGGGAGCAGCUCUGACGAAAGCUUCAGCGAGUCGGAGAACGAGGAGAGCGACAAUGAGAGUUCCCGGUUUUUAAGUUCUGGAGAUGACGACGACUUCAACCCCUUUAGAGAUGAAUCUAGUGAAGAUGAUGAGGAUGACCCUUGGCUAAUCCGGAAAGAACACAAGAAAAAUAAAGAGAAGAAAAAGAAGAAAAGCAUAGACCCCGAUUCUAUUCAGAGUGCCUUAUUAGCAUCUGGUCUCGGAUCCAAAAGGCCAAGUUCGCUCUCCUCCACAGCCGUGACCUCUUCUACAAAUAUCUCCGCACCAAACACCAACACCAACACCAGCUACGUGACGAGUCAGGAUGCCGUGGAAAGGGCCCAGCAGAUGAAAAGAGAAUUGCUGGAUAAACUGGAGAAGCUCUCCGAGGAUCUUCCUCCUAACACACUGGACGAGCUCAUAGAUGAACUGGGAGGUCCUGAGAACGUGGCCGAGAUGACAGGUCGCAAAGGAAGAGUCGUGAGCAACGACGACGGCAGCAUUUCGUACGAGUCCAGGUCCGAACUUGAUGUUCCUGUGGAAAUCCUGAAUAUUACUGAGAAGCAAAGAUUCAUGGAUGGAGAUAAGAAUAUCGCCAUCAUCUCUGAAGCCGCCAGCUCAGGCAUAUCUUUGCAAGCAGAUCGAAGGGCCAAAAAUCAGAGAAGGAGGGUACAUAUGACGCUGGAGUUGCCAUGGAGUGCCGAUCGGGCAAUUCAGCAGUUUGGACGAACUCACCGGUCCAAUCAAGUGACUGCCCCAGAGUACGUUUUCCUAAUUUCUGAAUUGGCAGGAGAACAGAGAUUCGCCUCAAUUGUUGCCAAACGGCUGGAGAGCUUGGGAGCUCUCACUCAUGGAGAUAGAAGAGCAACAGAAACUAGAGAUUUGAGCAGAUUCAACUUUGACAAUAAGUACGGCCGAAAUGCCUUGGAAAUAGUCAUGAAGUCCAUUGUGAAUUUGGAUUCCCCGUUAGUCUCUCCGCCAGCAGAUUAUCCAGGAGAGUUUUUUAAAGAUGUUAGACAAGGUUUGAUAGGUGUCGGCCUAAUUAAUGUUGAAGACCGCUCUGGAAUUCUCACUCUUGACAAAGAUUAUAACAAUAUUGGGAAAUUCCUGAACCGGAUUCUGGGCAUGGAAGUCCACCAACAGAACGCUCUCUUCCAGUAUUUCUCAGACACGCUAAACGGCGUCAUCCAGAAUGCGAAGAAGAACGGGAGAUACGACAUGGGCAUAUUAGAUCUGGGAUCGGGAGAUGAAAAAGUGAGGAAAGCAGAUGCUAAAAAAUUCCUAACCCCAGGCUAUUCCACCUCCGGACACGUCGAACUGUACACUAUAAGCGUGGAGAGAGGGAUGUCCUGGGAGGAAGCAACGAAGAUCUGGAGUGAGCAGCGCGGACCAGACGACGGGUUUUAUUUAUCGCUUCAGAUACGAAAUAGUAAGAAAACUGCCAUCCUCAUGAAAGAGGUGAACCCCAAAAAGAAGCUUUUCCUGGUCCAUAGGCCAAAUACCGGAAAACAGUUGAAACUGGAAACCUAUGCAGAAAUAAAGAAAAAAUAUAAAAAGGUAUCCUCUGACGACGCUGUGACUCACUGGGUCGAACAAUACACCUCAUCGGCAGACACAUGCACACAUGCUUACUGGAGAGGCAACUGCAAAAAGGCAGGUCUUGGUCUCGUCUGCGAGGUUGGCUUGCGCUGCCGGACCUAUUACGUCCUCUGCGGUUCUGUCCUGAGCGUUUGGACAAAAGUGGAAGGGGUCCUGGCCUCGGUGAGCGGCACAAAUGUCAAAAUGCAGAUUGUUCGGUUGCGGACGGAGGAUGGCCAGAGAAUUGUAGGCUUGAUCAUUCCAGCAAACUGUGUGUCUCCCCUUGUCAACCUCCUGUCGACGUCCGAUCAGUCGCAACAGCUGGCUGUGCAGCAGCAACAAAUAUGGCAACAGCACCAUCCGCAGAGCAUCGCCAAUUUCAACAGCGCAUGAGACAGAUCCAUGUGGUAUUUUGGCUCGACCACCCCUUAAGCGUCGGCGCUUUCAGUUUUUAUUUCUUUUGGGGUUCCCCCCUCCUUCCCCCCCCCUCUUUUUUUUCUUUGAAUUAUCAGGGACAGAUUCCAAAGAGUUAGCUUUCAGUUCCAUCAUGCUGUCUUAAAACUCAGCGGAAGAGGCACGGAAGAGUGGUCAAACUGAAAGCCCAGCCUUGCUUUACGGCGGUCAUAUCAUCAUCAUCUUUUUUUUUUUUUUUAUUUCUCCGGGGCUUUUGUACCCCUGCUUAGUACACAUCUACACAUCCAUCUACUUAAGUGACAAGUGCACCCAGUCCAAUUUGGAAGAAGCUUGAAGACGUCCCUAUUCCUGCUGUCCCUUCAUUUGCUUCUUUGGCGCUCAGGGUUGAAUGCAGGAACAUGGGGGCCAUGCUGCGGGAGAUGUCCUACUUGGAAACUGUAUAUAUAUGUAUGUGUAGAUAUAUAUAUAUAUAUAUAAAUAUUGGCCACAACAGAGGUCCCAAAUUAUAUUAAAAAAAGUAUGUUUUAUUUAAAGAAGCAGCAUGAAAACCUCGAUGUUCGUAACCUGCGUUUAAGGCGGCAUCAACUUUGGGCGACGCAUGUUUCAAUGCACGGAAAGCCAGCGGCGGGCGAAAGAAAGGGACUGCCUCAAUGUAGCUGCAAGGAUUGGAUUUUGAUUUUUUUUCCCUCUUCAAAUGGUGUCUGCCCCCGUGAUUGUAUUUUUUCUGGAGUUCUUCCACAGGUUAUAUAUUUCAAUCUUCCCUGGGACUUAAUCCCCCCCCCCUUUUCCUUUUUUUCUUUUUGGGCUUUGCGUAUCUGUGUGCGUGUACAAUGAAACCAUCAAUUUUUUUAAGAAAGAAAUUCCUUUUUUUUAAAAAAAAAAGAUUUAUGGUGUUCUUAAUGCUUUGAAAAGGGCCUUCCCAACCCCUCUUCUCUCUCCAAAAUUUCUUUUAUUUUUCAGGAAACUAAAACACAAAUUUUAUUUCCAAUUCCCACUGCAGCCCCCUUUUUAAAUUUUUUUUGUUGGUUUUUGUUGUUAAAUACUUGAGCUGUAGACUAGAUGCGGGGGAGGGGGCAGCUUAUCAUGAGGGUUCUGGCUUCUGUGCUGGGUGGUGUUUUUUUUUUCCCUGUUUUUAAUUUUUUGUUGCCCCAUAACUUAAAUGCUCCCUGUUUUACGUCUGUAAGACAUUGUAGAGUUUAUUCUGGAACUGUUUAAAAACUGUAUAUGUACAAAAUGUGAAUAGUCACUUAUCUAAGAAUAUGGGUAAGUUUUUUUUUGUUUUGCCUAUAAUAGUAGAUGUUUAUAAGUGAAGGACAAUGUUUGUCAUAUUUCUUGCUUGCACAGGUUGCACUAUGAAACAUUUGAGAUUGUAUAAACCUGUCCAUCCCCACCCUGCAAGGUAUGCCGAGAUCUUGCAGGUAUCAAAUUAAAAGAAAAGAGAAAAAAAAAAAAGAAAGAAAGAAAAACUACUGUUCUAACCAGCUUCGGAGUCCUGUGUUUUGGUUGAUGGUGACCCUGUGGGAUCCUCGUAUUGUAAGAAUCGCCGAGUGGUUUUUGCCAGGCGAGGCUUCGGCGGGCCUGGAGCCCUUCACCCAGAAGGAGGGUCCCCGUUGAGACUCUGCUUGAUCUGCCUUCUCUCCUCCCCCUCCCAAUUCUGUCUUGGAGAUGCCACGGCUGUUUCUGUCUGCUCUGCUUGCCUGUUGCCAGUCACGAGCGGCGCUUAGAAUCCGUUCCUCGUAUCCAAAGGGAAAAAGGGUUGGGGUAUUCUCAGCUUGGGUGACGAGAAUUACAUCCGUACAUUUGGGGAACGUCAACCUUGUUCGGCUGCGAGGGAAUUUAUUUGCUCCGUUUUGAAUGCAGAAAGCCUUAGCUUCUUUCCCUUUUAUUUAUAUACAGCCCUUCCACAGAUUCCCAGGCCGGCUUACGAAAAGCUUAACGUUCACAAUAAAAAGAAAAGAAAUUACAUGGUC